UGGAAUUCAAGUAGACUGGAUGGAACAGUGAAAGAGACCAGGAGGCAGUGUGUGGCUGCCGUGCGAGCCUGUGGUUGCUAGCUGGGGCUCUCUCGGUGCUUACGGCUAAUGAUGAUGGCUGCACUGGUGUGUGGGGCUCCGGGCCGGCGGUGGUGGCGGUGGUAAUGACUCACUGCACAGUGGGACGAGGGAGAUAAAGGGGUUGUGCUUCUGAGGCAGCUCCCAGAACAGAGGCGGCAGGGCGGGCAGGGCGGACAGCACCCGUGUUGCCGCAGGUCCAUGACUGGCUCAGCUUCUCCAGGACAGAGAGACACUAAGUCCAGGCCUCGGUGGGUGUUCGCAGUCACUGAUGUAACACAGCACACCUGUGCCUUAACCAGCUCUUAUCUAACCUGAAUUGCCCCCCUUACCAUUUUCCUAGAGAAACAUCAUCCCAGAGGGCUCCACUGGUACAAAAGGAGUGGGGAGGGAGCUAGAAGUUCAAGGCUGAGUAUCUGGGGGCAGGGGAGGUAACAGACAAGGCACAGUUGAUUUGUAUGCAAACAGACCGAAAAUCUCUAAAAUCCCGAAUCAUCAUUUUGGUGUCAAGGUGAUUCCUACAGCCACCCUUAACCAAGGUCCCACUUUCUGCCACCGCCAUCACCGUGCUCCUUGUCAUCCAGAAAUAAACUAGGCAGCUCAUCUGUGACUGUUACUUACACUCGCUGUCUCCUCCCUGACUCUAUCAGUUUCCAUGACUUUAUUUCCUCCCAUAAGAUUUUUCCUUCCAAGUAUUUACAUCCCUUCUGCCGUCACCCUGGACCAAGCCUUCCCUCAUCACCCCUGCACCACCAAAGUACCACUGUGUCUCUUGUCUUUCAUCUAAGCAAUCCAGAUCCAGUACCACACCAGCUUUUCACAGCUACUAGGUUCAUCAUGUGAAACUCCUCCUCAGAAGACUUCAGUUCCUCCUUUUGAAAAGCCCUGACUUUUCUUCAUGACUUUCAUGAUACCCCAUAGUAUGGCCUCCAUAGGCAUGUGACCUUUGUUCUUCUUCACCAACCAUGGACCCGUCCUUGCCAACAUCCCGACAAAGCCACCAUAGCACAGUGUCAGGAAACACUGCCGAGGGGUCUUGAGUGUGACUGUCCUAUUUUACCUGGGACAGGAAGACAAGGGACAGACGUGAAAUGCCUUCUCUCAGAAACGUGCUCACUGGGACCCCAGGUGAGACCUCAGUGUGGUGUGGGAAGGAGAAUUUCUGGCUUGGAAUGCAAGUCAUUCCUACAAAUAUUUAUAAAGCAUCUCAAGUGGACAUGAAAGAAAAAGGGACACUGUCCCGGCCACUAAAGAUUUGCCAUCACUAGGGAGGUGAAGAAGAACCUCCUGUGGAAGAGAGUGCUGAAUGAAAGGCAUGGUAAUGCCUCCUUCUUUUGUAGAAGGUAUCAGACCCCAGGGCAGGGGCAAGGCAAACAUUAGACUCAUUUUCUAGAUGAUGAAACUUUCUUACCUGCCUGAGAGUUUAAAUGGCUUAUUUAUUAUCACAGGGCUAAUAAUUAGCUCAUCUGAGUCUCCUGGUUUGUUGGAUUUUCUUUGCACUGCUCUGCUCUGCCUGCAAACAGCAGGGUUAUGAUACCCUGAGAGCCAUCGAGCAUUCCCAGGAGCAGGGGGAAUGGACUCCGAGCUGUGAGAGUUACUGGGGGAAGGUGUCAUUUACCUGAGAAUUGAAGGAUCCGGAAGAUUUCAAUCAGAGAAGAAAGAAGGGAAGAAAGAAUAUUCCAGAAAUAAAGAAACUCCAUGAGCAAAGGCACAAAGCAGGACAAGAAGAGCCACCCAAGGGCAAAAUUACUUGAGAAGUGAAGACUCCCUCCCUUUGCCUCCCCUGAGAGUCUGAGAUAAAGGAGGAGGAGAGGUCUGGGUGUCUCUGGACUGAUAAACAGACUCCACCCAGAGGCCAAUAGCAUGGGUAUAUGGGGACAGGAAGGUCAAGUGGCAGAAGUUCCCCUUCUCCAGUACAGAGGAACUGGGGGGGGGGCAGUAGGAGGGAGGCCAUUUCCUGAACCCCACUUCUCAGAUUCAGCACCUAGAGCAGAACCAGGAAGGAUUCUGGGAGCCAGAGAGGACUGACAGACGUUCAAGAGGGUGGAGACCAGAGUGGGGAAGAACCCGGCCGGGGGGAAUGAGCCGGGCAUGGGGAAGGGGGCCUUUCUUAAGGCAGGAGUUCCCUGCACAGCGAUCUCCAGUAUCUCAAGUAGAGUGGCCACAGGAACGCCACAUAAUGGCGGGGUUCAUGGUCCGGCGGGUGCUAGCGGCUGGCCUGCUUUUCAGUCUGCUCCUUGGUUCUUCUUUGCUUUUGGUCUACAUCUUCCGGAGCUGUGGCCCUAGGCCCUGCAGGACGCCCGAGUGUCAUGAUCUUCAGGCUCGUUACCUGGCCUCUGGGAACACCAGUGUGGCCCCCUGCACCGACUUCUUCAGCUUUGCCUGUGGAGACGCCCAAGGCACCAAGAGCUCUUUUCAGGCUCUUGCAGAGGAGAACAAGAGGAGACUUCGGAAAAUACUGGAAAAGCCAGGUUCCCGGCACCUGGGCACUGGGGAGGACAAAGCUUUCCAGUUCUACAGCUCCUGUGUGGACACAGGUGCCAUCGAAGCCGAAGGGGCUGCCCCCCUCAGACAAGUCAUUGAGGAGCUUGGAGGCUGGCGAAUCUCCGGUAAUUGGACUCCCUUAGACUUUAACCGAACCCUGAGCCUUCUGAUGAGUCAGUAUGGUUAUUUCCCAUUCUUCAGAGCCUACCUGCGACCUCAUCCUACCCUUCCACACACGCCAGUCAUUCAGCUGUCUCCUGUAGCACCUUCCCCAUCCUCCCACACCUGUCCUCUCCUCCCUCCACGCUCCCUACUUCUCUCCAGUAUCUCUUGUGUCCAGAUAGACCAGCCAGAGUUUGAUCUUCCCCUCAAGCAAGAGCAGGAACAGAAGAUCUAUGCUCAGAUUGUGCGGGAAUACCUGGCUUAUCUGAGUCGGCUGGGAGCCUUGCUAGGAGGAGACCCAGACAAGGUGCAACAACAUGCCUUCCUGUCCAUCUCCAUUACCUCACAGCUGUUUCAGUUUCUGAGGCCCCUGGAGCAGCAGCAGGCACAGAAGAAGCUCUUCCAGCUGGUCACUAUUGACCAACUGCAGGAAAUGGCCCCUGCCAUCGACUGGUUGUCCUGCUUGCAAGCGACAUUCACGCCAAUGUCCCUGAGACCCUCCCAGCUCCUCGUAGUCCAUGACCUGGAGUAUUUGAAAAACAUGUCUCAGCUGGUGGAAGAGCAGCUGUUGAAAUACAGAGACUUUCUGCAGAGCCACAUGAUCUUGGGGCUGGUGGGGACCCUCUCUCCAGCCCUGGACAGUAAGUUCCAGGAGGCACGCAGAUCACUGAUCCAGAAACUGCGGGAGCUGACCCAACGACCACCCAUGCCCACCAGCCCUCGAUGGAUGAAGUGUGUAGAGGAGACAGGAGCCUUUUUCGAGCCUACCCUGGCAGCCUUGUUUAUUCAUGAGGCCUUCAGUCCGAAAACCCAAAGUGCUGCCAUGGAACUAUUCACUGCAAUCAAGGACACCCUCAUCGCUCGCCUCAGGAGGGUUCCCUGGAUGGAUGAGAAGACCCGGAAAGAGGCCCAGGAUAGGGUCACCCAACUGCAGGUGAAGAUGGGAGGCCCAGAAUGGGCCGUGAAGCCAUCACUGGCCAGGGAGGAAUACAACGAUAUACAGCUUGGACCCAGCUACCUGCAGUCCUUCCUGAGCUGUGUCCGAUCUCUCCGAGCUAGAAUUGUCCAGAACUUCUUGCAGUCUUUCCCCCAGCACAGGUGGCAGGUGUCCACCUGGGGGGUCAGUGCUUACUAUUCAAUAUCUGACCAUGUGGUGGUCUUCCCAGCCGGACUCCUCCAACCUCCAUUCUUCCACCCUGGCUAUCCCAGAGCCGUGAACUUUGGCGCUGCUGGCAGCAUUAUGGCCCAUGAGCUGCUGCACAUCUUCUCUCAGCUGUUACUCCCUGGGGGCUGCCCAGCCUGUGACACCCAUGCCCUACAGGGGGCGCUGCUGUGCCUGAAACGCCACUACCAAUCCAUUCCGUUACCCAGCGGACUCUCCUUCAAUGGCUCUUGGACACUACUGGAGAAUGCCGCCGACAUGGGGGGGCUGGCCAUUGCACUGCAGGCGUACAACAGGAGGCUGUUAGGGUACUACGGAGAGACUAUCCUGCCCAACCUGGACCUCAGCCCUCUACAGCUCUUCUUCCGAAGCUAUGCCCAGGUGAUGUGUAGGGAGCCCAGCACCUGGGAACCCCAGGAUCCUCACAGCCCUCCCAUGCUUCGAGUACAUGGGCCCCUCAGCAACACGCAAGCCUUUGCCAGACACUUCCACUGUCCGCGUGGUGCCCUCAUGAACCCCUCCAAACGCUGCCAGCUCUGGUAACCUGGCUACCACAGAGACUCCAACUUAGAUGUAACAACACCUCCCUGCCCCAUCCAUGGAAUCAGAUGCUAUCUCCUUUCCCGUUCCCUUCCAAAAAUAAAAGCUGGCACUUGGCUUCUGACUGUC
Felis catus (domestic cat) is the source of this 4555-nucleotide messenger RNA. RefSeq names its product Kell metallo-endopeptidase (gene KEL). The coding region runs from base 2159 to 4429 and encodes 756 amino acids. Gene Ontology annotation, cellular component: plasma membrane. The transcript is spliced from 19 exons. Gene Ontology annotation, molecular function: metalloendopeptidase activity. The record is from RefSeq and is a predicted model, not a curated record. Lineage: Eukaryota; Metazoa; Chordata; Mammalia; Carnivora; Felidae. Gene Ontology annotation, biological process: protein processing.